This is a messenger RNA of Humulus lupulus (European hop), 941 nucleotides long. RefSeq names its product mitochondrial import receptor subunit TOM20-like. Gene Ontology annotation, biological process: protein insertion into mitochondrial outer membrane. Gene Ontology annotation, cellular component: mitochondrial outer membrane translocase complex. The transcript is spliced from 6 exons. Lineage: Eukaryota; Viridiplantae; Streptophyta; Magnoliopsida; Rosales; Cannabaceae. Gene Ontology annotation, molecular function: protein binding. Bases 137 to 745 code for a protein of 202 amino acids. The record is from RefSeq and is a predicted model, not a curated record.
UUGUUAAUCAUUCAAGGCACAAUUUAUAAGGCAAAAAUACUAUUUAUUCUAAUUUUAUUAUUUACCUGUAAGCGACAAACCCUAGCUGUUGAUUUGCGGCAAACACAGAGUUACAGAAACAGUAUCAAUCAAAGCCAUGGAAUUCUCUCAGGAUGACUUCGAUCGUCUCCUACUCUUCGAGCACACUCGUAAAACUUCCGAAGCUACUUACGCCAAAGAUCCUCUCGAUGCUGAUAAUUUAACAAAAUGGGCAGGAGCAUUGCUGGAAUUAUCACAGUUUCAAAGCGUUUCAGAGUCGAAGACCAUGAUUAACGAUGCCAUGUCGAAGUUGGAGGAGGCUCUGCUCAUCAACCCUUUGAAGCAUGAGGCUCUGUGGUCUCUAGGAAAUGCUAAUACCUCUUAUGCAUUUAUGACGCCUAAUCUCGAUGAGGCAAAGCCUUAUUUCGAUAACGCAUACGAGUUUUUUCAAAAGGCAUUAGAGGAGGAUCCUGGUAAUGAGCUAUACAUCAAGUCUUUGGAAAUCAAUGCUAAGGCAACAGAGUUGCACACAGAGAUCCACAAGCAUGGACUAGGUCAACAGACUGCAACUGCAGGAUCUGAUACAUCCUUUAGUGCAAAGAGUUCCAAGCCGAAGAAGAGCAGUGAUCUCAACUAUGACAUUUGUGGAUGGAUUAUCCUUGCAGUUGCAGUUGUCGCAUGGGUGGGAAUGGCUAAAUCCAACAUGCCGCCACCACCCCCUCGAUAAGUUUUUAUAUCCAGUUAAGGUAACCUUACCAGUGAUUUCUGGAAGGUUCAAUUUUUGGUCAAAAAACCGACUUGGUUGCUUUGGUGUAAUUCGUUUUGUCUGCUAUUUGUUGAUUAUGAAUAGUAUGUUUUCACACUGCUAUUUCACCUAGAAAAUUUACAUAAAUUAUCCCUUGAUCUACUGCAAAUUAUUAGUA